Neltuma alba is the source of this 3085-nucleotide messenger RNA. RefSeq names its product proline-rich receptor-like protein kinase PERK8. The coding region runs from base 469 to 2706 and encodes 745 amino acids. The transcript has 10 exons. Gene Ontology annotation, biological process: protein phosphorylation. The record is from RefSeq and is a predicted model, not a curated record. Gene Ontology annotation, molecular function: protein kinase activity; ATP binding. Lineage: Eukaryota; Viridiplantae; Streptophyta; Magnoliopsida; Fabales; Fabaceae.
UGAAGCUGGGUCCUCUGAAGUCGCCCCCACGUUUUCAUCUGCGUAUCCGGCUGGCUUCUCCUUCUCUUCCCCCAUAUUCCGCGAAUGAAGCUUUUCUGAAGAAUUCUCAGCUUCCAAACUGUCGUUCAUACACGUCUUUGGUUUGAUUUGUCUUUCUCCCAAAAGUUUCUGCAUUUCCUUGAGGAUUACACUGGAGUGUUCAUAAAUUUUCUUCGUAGGGGUUGUGGAUAUAUUGACUUUUAUUUACCUCUUCUAACCCACAUUUUCCUGAAUUCGGUCAUCCUGGUCAAGUUGAUUGUUAAAUUUGUUCAUUUCUCUGGGGAAAGCUUGAUCUGUAUUUUGUGGUUCAUUUCCGAUCUGGAAGGUCUUGCUUGGCCUAGUGUUUGUUUCUGGGGAGGAACCGUUAAUUUUGUAAAGUAGGAAUGGAAAUAUUUUAGUGCAUUUUGAUCUCUUGGGAAGAUUACAUUGAUGGCUUCUCCUAGUUCUUCCCCUUCUGCUGUUCCACCCACUUCUGCUGAUAAUUCCCCAUCAAAUUCUCUCGUAUCAUCACAGCCUCCCACUUCUAGCCCACCCAGUCAAACCUCUAAUACCCCUGCUCCUUCAUCUCCUUCUGACGCCGCAACCCCACCUCCUUCCCCAUCUCUUUCUCCUCCACCAGCUACACCACCGCCAACUUCAUCCCCACCGCCGGCAUUGCCACCACCAGCUUCACCCCCGCCUGAAGCAUUGCUGCCACCGGCUUCUCCCCCCCCUGAAUCAUUGUCCCCUCCGGCUUCAACCAUGCCUCCAGCAUUGCCACCACCAUCUUUACCAUCUACGCCAAAUUCUCCUCCACCAACACCUUCAGCAUUGCCACCACCAUCACCUCCACCAGCAUCUGUUUCCACCCCUCCUCCAGCUCAGAAGUCACCUGCUGCUCCAAAUUUAUCCCCACCACCUCCACCUCCUGCAGCAGAUCCGCCUCCCUCUCACCGCAAUUCUCCUCCUCCUCCAAAGAAUGUCCCAAAAUCACCAUCCUCCGGUUCCCCUCCUCCACCUCUGGGAAAGCCACCAGAAAGUGCUCCUGUGCUUACACCCCCACCGUCUGUUUCCGACUCUCCUCCUUCUCCUCCUGCAGAUGAUCCCCCUCAAUCUGCAACACCAUCACCUUCUCCUCCUUCAGUUCCAUCUGCUUCUUCAUCCCCACCAACUGUUGCACCUUCUCCUCCAACUAAUUCAUCUGCAGCUGGGGGCCCAAUUUCAGCCCUACCGUCUAUUCCAACAGAGAAACCAACUGCAAAACCAACUGAUAAUACUAGUGUAACUGCAAAUGCCCCACCCACACAUAGAAAGGGGUUAAAUACAGGAGGAGGUGUGGCUAUUGGUGCCAUAGUUGGCUUUGUUGUCCUCAGCCUUCUUAUCAUGGCAGUGUGGUUUGUAAAACGAAAGAGGAAGCAAACAGGAUCAAAAGUUGGUUAUGCUAUGACCUCUCCAUUUGGCUCAUCUCAGAAUUCAGGUACCAUAUUCUUGAGGCCACAGUCUCCAGCUCCCUACCAUGGUAGUAACUCUGGAAGUGAUCUCAUGUAUUCUCCAUCGGAGCCUGGUGGAGUCAGUCAGUCGAGGUCAUCAUUCAUGUAUGAAGAACUUGUGCAAGCAACAAAUGGGUUUUCAGCACAAAAUCUUUUGGGUGAAGGUGGAUUUGGUUGUGUCUUCAAAGGUUUGCUCCCUGAUGGAAGAGAAAUUGCUGUGAAACAGCUCAAAGUUGGUGGUGGGCAAGGGGAACGUGAAUUUCAAGCAGAAGUGGAGAUUAUUAGCCGAGUGCAUCAUCGCCAUCUGGUUUCCUUGGUGGGUUACUGUAUAUCACAACAUCAAAGAUUGCUUGUCUAUGACUAUUUGCCCAACGAUACCCUUCAUUACCAUCUUCAUGGUGAAGACAGGCCAGUUUUGGACUGGGUUACCAGGGUCAAGAUUGCUGCUGGUUCAGCUCGUGGAAUAGCUUACCUACAUGAAGACUGCCAUCCACGAAUUAUUCACCGAGACAUCAAGUCAUCAAACAUCCUUCUUGACAACAACUUUGAAGCUCGGGUUUCUGAUUUUGGGCUUGCAAAAUUAGCCUUGGAUUCAUACACACAUGUAACUACGCGUGUAAUGGGAACCUUUGGGUACAUGGCACCGGAGUAUGCAACAAGUGGGAAGUUGACUGAAAAAUCUGAUGUUUAUUCUUAUGGAGUUGUGCUUUUGGAGCUAAUUACAGGUCGGAAGCCUGUAGAUGCCUCUCAGCCAGUUGGUGAUGAGAGCCUAGUUGAAUGGGCUCGUCCUUUGCUAAACGAAGUACUUGAUAACGAAGACUUUGAUAUGUUGGUGGAUCCAAGGUUAGAGAAGAACUAUAAUAAGAAUGAAAUGUUCCGGAUGAUCGAGGCAGCUGCAGCCUGUGUGCGUCACUCUGCAGCGAAGAGGCCCCGAAUGAGUCAGGUUGUGAGAGCUUUAGAUUUGAUGGAUGAACUAGCAGAUCUGAAUAAUGGAAUGAAGCCUGGGCAGAGCUCAGUAUUUGAUUCUGCAGAGCAAAAUGAACAAAUCAGAAUGUUCAGGAGGCUGGCUUUUGGAAGCCAGGAUUACAGUAGCAGUUAUUUCAACGACUCCCAUAGUAGCUGGAGAAGUAGAGAUCAGAGCCAACACCACACCACUACUACCUUCUCCCAAAAUAGGUCCGGACCAUGGAACGUGUAAAGCUUUCAUCGCACCGAUUUCGAUCUUUUUCUGGUACUUCAGAGGAAUCUAGCUAGAGAAAGAGAUGCAAUCCACUAUUAUCCAUCUAUUUUUCUCUUACGAAUCGGAGCGAUCUGGGCUGACAUAUAUAGCUACCUGCUAAUGAUGACGGUUUCCCAGCGGAGUUGAAGCAUCUCUUUGGAUUAAGAUGAUUUAUGCACAGCAUAACUUCCUUGUUUUCUGUAAAUUUCAUCUAUUAUUCUUUUGGCCUUUUGGCUCUGUUUUUGUUCUUCUCCCCUUUUUGACAUGGUUUUGUAGCUUUGCUUCGUAUUAUUUUUUUAUUUGAUAUAUUUUAUCACAUGAUCAUAUGAUUCUUACUAUACAUUUCUUCAUUAGUCCA